AUGGCUGAAGGUUUUCAAGAACCUGUCGUAGUUUCAGAUCCUUCUCAGAUUGAAGUCAAACUCUUUAACCGCUGGAGCUUCGAUGACAUUCAGGUUUCUGAUGUGUCUUUGAGUGAUUACAUUGGAGUUUCAGCAUCAAAGCAUGCGACAUAUGUUCCACAUACUGCUGGUAGAUAUUCUGUGAAAAGGUUCAGGAAGGCGCAGUGUCCCAUUGUUGAGAGGCUUACAAACACUCUCAUGAUGCACGGGAGGAACAAUGGAAAAAAGCUUAAGGAAGUUAAAAUAAUGAGGCACGCCAUGGAGAUUAUUCACUUGCUUACUGAUCAGAACCCGAUUCAGGUUAUUGUUGAUGCUGUUAUCAACAGUGGUCCUCGUGAAGAUGCAACCCGUAUUGGUUCUGCUGGAGUUGUGAGAAGACAGGCUGUGGAUAUCUCACCCCUUCGCCGUGUUAAUCAAGCUAUUUAUCUUCUAGUUACCGGAGCACGUGAAGCUGCUUUCAGAAAUAUUAAGACAAUUGCUGAGUGUCUGGCUGAUGAACUUAUUAAUGCAGCAAAAGGUUCUUCUAACAGUUAUGCGAUCAAGAAAAAAGAUGAAAUUGAAAGAGUAGCUAAGGCAAAUCGUUAA
Molecule: messenger RNA, 624 nt
Organism: Lathyrus sativus (Indian pea)
Lineage: Eukaryota; Viridiplantae; Streptophyta; Magnoliopsida; Fabales; Fabaceae
Source: the annotation of a GenBank genome assembly